GAGGACACCAAACCCCUACAGUGCUCGGCAGCACCUGCAUGAUUUAGGGGUGCUGCAGAACCCACAGCCCCUGUAUGUCUGGGCUCCAUUGUUCAGAGGAGGAUGAUCUGUGAUCAGCAGCCCUUCCCUCUGUGACUGUCUCAGCACAGGAUCCUGGAGAAAGCAUUGUGUGAAGACACUCAGUUCCAACAUGCCUGUGAGAAGAGGUCAUGUGGCACCACAGAAUACAUUUCUUGGAACCAUCAUCAGGAAAUUCGAAGGGCAAAACAAGAAAUUCAUCAUUGCCAAUGCCAGAGUUCAGAAUUGCGCUAUUAUUUACUGCAAUGAUGGCUUCUGUGAAAUGACGGGAUUUUCAAGGCCGGAUGUCAUGCAGAAGCCAUGCACGUGCGACUUCCUACAUGGUCCGGAAACAAAGAGACAUGACAUUGCUCAGAUCGCGCAAGCGCUUCUGGGCUCGGAGGAAAGAAAAGUUGAGCUCACUUAUUAUCAUAAAGACGGAUCCACCUUCCUUUGCAGGACUCAUGUAAUACCGGUGAAAAACCAAGAAGGCGUAGCCAUGAUGUUUAUAAUGAACUUUGAAUAUGUAAACAAAGAAGAAAGUCCUGGUUCUCUGGAGAAACUAAGCCAAAUCCUUCCUGUCAAGGAGGAAAAUCGAAAAUUGUUUGGGUUCCGUUUACCAUCCCUGAGACUUUUGAGCUAUAGAAAGCAGUCAUUGCCACAGGAGGACCCUGAUGCCAUUGUGGUUGAUUCAUCAAAGCACAGUGAUGACUCUAUGGCCAUGAAGCACUUUAAGUCACCAACAAAAGAAAGCUGCAGUCCUUCUGAAGCCGAUGACACAAAGGCGCUAAUUGACUCUAAUAAAUGUUCACCUUUAGUUAAUAUAACAGGACCUCUAGACCACUCUUCACCCAAAAGGCAAUGGGACCAACUCUUUCCAGACAUGUUGCAUGCAAGCACACACUUAUCUCAUGCAAGGUCAAAGGAAAGUGUUUGUAGCAUGAGAAGAGCAUCAUCGGUCCACGAUAUCGAAGGAUUUAGCAUCCACCCCAAGAGCGUAUUUAGAGAUCGUCAUGCAAGUGAAGUUUCUCAUUCCUGGAUGUCAGGGGGCCCUUUUAAUCAUAUCAAAUCCAGCCUGCUCGGCUCAACAUCUGAUUCAAACCUGAACAAAUACAGCACCAUCAACAAAAUCCCCCAACUUACCUUAAACUUUACAGACAUAAAAAAUGAAAAAAAGGCCUCAUCCCCACCAUCUUCCGAGAAAACCAUUAUAGCACCCAAAGUUAAGGAAAGAACCCACAACGUUACAGAAAAAGUUACACAGGUUCUGUCCCUGGGAGCUGAUGUCUUACCAGAAUACAAACUCCAGGCACCUCGUAUCAACAAGUUUACUAUAUUGCACUAUAGCCCUUUUAAAGCAGUAUGGGACUGGUUAAUUUUGUUACUUGUUAUUUAUACGGCCAUCUUCACCCCUUACUCAGCUGCCUUUUUACUCAAUGACAGAGAAGAAGAGAAAAGACGCGAAUGUGGAUAUUCCUGCAACCCCCUGAAUGUUGUUGACUUAAUUGUAGAUAUUAUGUUUCUUAUCGAUAUUCUCAUAAACUUCCGAACCACUUACGUAAAUCAGAAUGAAGAAGUCGUCAGCGAUCCUGCGAGGAUCGCAAUUCACUACUUUAAAGGCUGGUUCCUGAUUGACAUGGUCGCAGCAAUACCCUUUGAUCUUCUUAUUUUUGGAUCUGGCUCAGACGAGACUACCACGCUUAUUGGACUCCUAAAGACCGCAAGGUUACUACGGCUUGUAAGAGUCGCAAGGAAGUUGGACCGAUAUUCAGAAUAUGGUGCUGCUGUUCUUAUGCUGCUAAUGUGCAUCUUCGCACUAAUCGCUCACUGGCUCGCUUGCAUUUGGUACGCGAUUGGCAAUGUAGAACGGCCUUACUUAAUUCAUAAGAUUAGCUGGUUGGAUGCCUUGGGAGAUCAGAUAAAGAAACCUUACAAUUACAGUGACCCCAGUUCUGGACCUUCCAUCAAGGACAAAUAUGUCACGGCACUUUACUUCACCUUCAGCAGCCUCACAAGCGUUGGUUUUGGAAAUGUAUCCCCCAACACCAACUCCGAAAAAAUCUUCUCCAUUUGUGUCAUGUUGAUUGGCUCAUUAAUGUAUGCAAGUAUUUUUGGAAAUGUAUCUGCAAUAAUCCAAAGAUUAUAUUCAGGAACUGCACGGUACCACAUGCAAAUGCUUAGAGUGAAAGAAUUCAUAAGAUUCCAUCAAAUUCCUAAUCCUUUACGUCAGAGGUUAGAAGAGUAUUUUCAACACGCGUGGACUUACACCAACGGAAUUGACAUGAAUAUGGUCUUAAAGGGUUUUCCAGAAUGCCUACAAGCUGAUAUCUGUCUGCACCUCAACCAGACUUUGCUACAGAAUUGCAAAGCCUUUCAAGGGGCAAGUAAAGGAUGCCUGAGAGCCUUAGCUAUGAAGUUUAAAACGACCCAUGCGCCUCCGGGUGAUACCCUUGUUCAUUCGGGAGAUAUUCUCACUGCUCUCUAUUUUCUGUCAAGGGGUUCCAUUGAGAUCCUUAAGGAUGAUAUUGUUGUAGCUAUUUUAGGUAAAAAUGACAUUUUUGGAGAAAUGGUCCAUCUUUAUGCCAAACCUGGGAAAUCUAAUGCUGAUGUCCGGGCCCUUACUUACUGCGAUCUACACAAGAUCCAACGGGAAGAUUUAUUAGAAGUUUUGGAUAUGUAUCCAGAGUUUUCUGAUCAGUUUCUAACAAACCUGGAGCUGACUUUUAACCUGAGAGAUGAAAGUACAAAGGCUGGGCUCAUACGAUCACAUCCAGUGGAUGAUUUUGUCGAAGAGAGCUGUAAACUCCGCAGAAGAAAAUUAUCAUUUAAAGGGAAAUCAGAUGAAGAUUGCAGCGAAGACAACAGUUUGGAUGGCUCGGAAAAUACAGUGGAUAACGCUAGACACGCUACAAAAAAGAAUCCCGAUAAGAAAAAAAGUGGGUCAUCUUCUUUGGUGUCCUCCAUUAAUGAACAAAAACCAUUAUUUGCUGAAGUUGGUGGUUAUUCGUCAAUUUUCACAAAAGCUACAGCACUUCAGUUUGAAGAAGCAGUAUGUCCUGAUAAGAUAAACGCUGGCAAAAGAAGCUUGUCUUACAAAGACAUAGCCACGAUGAGAAGCUGGGAAAGAGUGGAUACGGUGCCCAGCGAUAAUAUAACAAAACACAUAGCAUUAAAUCAUGUCGCGUGGAGAGAAAGUGAAGCUGACAAUGAAUUUACAUACGCAGAAGUGGAGCGCCGGCUCGAUUUAAUACAGGAGCAAAUGAACAGGUUAGAAUCACAAAUGACAACAGAUAUUCAAGCAAUUCUUCAGCUCCUGCAAAAACAGACGUCUGUUGUUCCUCCAGCAUACAGCAUGGUGACAGCCAACGUGGACAAUCAAGAGUCUGAUGUGAGACCAUCGCAUUCUGAAGGGUCCAUCAAAACUGACAGAACUUUCUGUCAAUCACAGAGCCCAAAGUGUGCAGAACUUGAGAAGUCAAGACUGAAAUCCAAAGAACCCACGUCAAGCGGAAUCCAUUUAAACGCAGCUUCCGACAACAGCCUGCCCACAUUGUUAGACCGACGUCAACAAGGUCCGCUUGAAGGUCCUCCUGGACAGUGUUCGUCUAACCUCCAUCCAGUUAGACACACGUCUUUGCCCGACUCUUCCACAAACAGCAUAGGAAAUGUGGGCCUCCACAGGCAUGAGUCUGAUCCUGGUCUUCCUGGGAAAUAAUCCUAAAAGGGUUAAUUUUAUAUUUUCACGUCAAAUAAAAUGUAAGUGCUUUUAAUGGCUGUUUUCCUCUUUGUAAUGAAAAUCCACUUUACUUGACUCAGGGGCAAAAUGGAUAUCUAAUAUGCAAACGUACUGUAUAUUUUGAUACAUUCGAAAACCUAUCAAAGUACAAUUGAAAAGACAUGCUGUAAAAUUAUGUAAAGACUGUAUGCUUAAAACUUAAUACUGCCAGCAUCUCAAGGCACCUUAUAUUUUUUUAUUAUUUUUUUAACCACUUGCAUGUUAUUAAAUGGCUUUGUUUUUUAAGCGCAUGAUGAAUGACAUUAAAUUAUUCCACCAAGGUGUUAAUAUAAAGGCGUGAAUGCUUUCAUAUCUGUCUUGCAUCAACAUUGUUCUGUUUCCAAGCUCAUGCAGACAAUUCUUUGAAGUUUAUUCACAAAAGUUGGAGUCUGCUAACUAACGUUACUAUGUAUUAGGAAGAGCCAUCCUCAUUUAGGUGACCGGGGCCCAUAUAGUGCAGAGUUAGAUUAGCGAGAUAAAUAAAGAAAACAACAUCCCAUGUUACUUUUAGAAUUGAAAUCACGUUUGAUUAGAAACACAAUUCCUAGUGCUACUGAAUUUCCAAACCCAUAAAUAAUUAUUUAAUCUUCACACAUUUUGCCAUAUUUAUAAUUUUACAGGAAAUGCUUAAUUGUUACGUGACACAAAGAA
Messenger RNA from Spea bombifrons (plains spadefoot toad), 4483 nucleotides. RefSeq names its product potassium voltage-gated channel subfamily H member 7 (gene KCNH7). NCBI's taxonomy places the organism in Eukaryota, Metazoa, Chordata, Amphibia, Anura, Pelobatidae. Gene Ontology annotation, cellular component: membrane. Gene Ontology annotation, molecular function: inward rectifier potassium channel activity. Gene Ontology annotation, biological process: potassium ion transmembrane transport; membrane repolarization during action potential. The transcript is spliced from 16 exons. The record is from RefSeq and is a predicted model, not a curated record. The coding region runs from base 191 to 3772 and encodes 1193 amino acids.